Anopheles coustani is the source of this 636-nucleotide messenger RNA. Its product is annotated as protein FAM135A. Bases 1 to 636 code for a protein of 211 amino acids. The record is from RefSeq and is a predicted model, not a curated record. The transcript has 4 exons. NCBI's taxonomy places the organism in Eukaryota, Metazoa, Arthropoda, Insecta, Diptera, Culicidae.
AUGGCCGAUCUUCAGGCGACGGUCGAGUUCGCGGUCGAGUUGUACAAGUUCUACAAUGUGGAUCUGUUUCAGCGCGGAUUGUAUCAAGUGCGAUGUUCACUGCGCGUGUCACCCCGACUUCCGGUGCAGGUCGAAACGUGCCUGCCGGACGCGGCAACCACCGGCAUACCCUCCGUGCAUAAUGGCAUGGGCGGAGGAGAACGGGGAGCGCGAAUGAGUGGGGGAGGCGAGGGCAGCAGUGGCAACUCACCCACCACCAGCUCGGAUAGCCGUUCCGGUGCGACCAUCAUCGACGAUGCCGGGGCGUCGCGUGUCUUUCAGAUCCUCUAUCGCAACGAGGAAGUGUCGCUGCGUGACGUCAUCAUGUUCCGGGCGCACCUACUAGUCGACAGUCGCCACCUGAAGGAGUCGAUCGAGCGGGCCGAGUUCUCGCUCAACCUAGAGCUCUGGUUCGGCGAGCAGACGAACGGAAAUAUCCUGACGCUUGCCUCGACCCGCACCCUGCAACUGAACUUUCACCCGGGCCGGGGGCUACACUACCAUCUGCCGGUGCUGUUCGAUUACUUCCACCUGGCCGCCGUCAGCAUCGGGAUCCAUGCGAGCCUAGUCGCCCUGCACCAACCGUACAUCAAGUGA